Messenger RNA from Cornus florida, 602 nucleotides. RefSeq lists its product as uncharacterized. The transcript is spliced from 3 exons. Bases 39 to 356 code for a protein of 105 amino acids. Lineage: Eukaryota; Viridiplantae; Streptophyta; Magnoliopsida; Cornales; Cornaceae. The record is from RefSeq and is a predicted model, not a curated record.
CACCGAAGACAGAGACCUACUCGUUUAUUCGAUACACGAUGGUGAGAUUUGGUGUUGGACCAGAACCGUCCGGGUUUCCGCAUCCCACCAUGAAAGAAGAUUACGAGACUGGAGAAAGGAAACAAGCUGCUGCUGAUGUUUUGUUUCACUAUUCAAAAUUUGUGAUGGCAUGUAUUGGAAAUCAAGUUCGACCUUGUGACUUGAGGUUGCAUUUGAUGAAGGAGAUCUCUGGAAUGCCAACUUCUCUUAAGAGGAGGUCAUCCCAAACAGUAGCUGCUUCUCCUGUUGCAAUGGGUGAGUCAUCAAGCUCGGGACAGCAAGACUUUGACAAAGCAGAGAGUUAUCAAAUGCCAUAGUCUGAAGCCUGGUUUUAGUAUAUAUGUCACUGAGUAAUUUGCAAACUACCAUAGUUGUUCUUGUUUUCUAUACUUGGUGCUUUCAAUUUUAAACCCUAUUCAAAUGGUCGGUCUUACAGUAGAUUCGUGCAAUGUGCCAUUGCAGAUUGUGUAUACCUUUUUUUCUUUUUCCAAUUCCAAUUCCAGAAUGUUUAGUAUGGGUUAUUAAAUCUAUAAUACACAGUUCUAGUUCUAGUUCUCAUCUCA